Molecule: messenger RNA, 694 nt
Organism: Biomphalaria glabrata
Lineage: Eukaryota; Metazoa; Mollusca; Gastropoda; Planorbidae
Product: keratin-associated protein 19-2-like
Exons: 2
Coding region: 151-450 (99 amino acids)
Source: RefSeq, a predicted model, not a curated record
GUCUAAACUGCAGUUGUCCAGUGAGGACUAGGUAUAAAUACCUGCGUGUGACUGCUGUCCUGUUAGCAGAAGUCGCUUCCACAUUCAAGCGCCCCCAAGAGAUACCAACCCAAUUACUUUUCGGCAAUCAUUAAAGACAACCAAGUCAUCAUGGCCAACGUUGCAAGUCUUGUUCUUCUUGCCUGCCUUGUUGCUGGCGCCAUGUGUGGAGGAGUCUUACCCUUGUGGGGCGGCCUUGGAUACGGCGCUGGCGGUCUCUAUGGAGGAGGUCUAGGAGGAUUAUACGGUGGAGGCUUGUACGGAGGCCUUGGUGGUGGCUACGGAGGCUUGUACGGAGGCCUUGGCGGACUCUAUGGCGGCUACGGAGGUCUCGGCGGCUACGGAGGACUCGGAGGCUUCGGUCUUGGAGGCUACGGCGGUGGUCUCUACGGAGGCUACGGCUACUAUUAAGUCUGUUCUCUAGUCAACUUUGUUUUAUGCACUUAAAGACUUGCCCUCAAUUACCACAUGUGUUUGAUGAACUGCUCAGACUGUUAUAACACCUCAACAGAAUUACAACCAGUGGUGCCAACUCCAAUAUAACAUCUUCCGUACUGCUCGUUUAUUCUAGGUUUUUUUAUCUUGUAUUUUUGCAUAUAAAUGUGUCAUGUCAUGUAAAUGGAAGUAAACAACAAUGAGCCAUUUUAUAUUUUGA